CAUUUAGUGUCUAUGGUUCCGUCUAUGGUUCCGCCCCUCUUUCGUGGAGCUGACGCAAAAAAUCUUGAGUUAUUCAACCGAACAACCUGACAUUUAGACGUGAGGGACAUUAGUGCGCAGUAAAAAGGAUUAAAAUGCUGUCUUCUAUUGCUGCAAAAAGAAUUGUUCCUGGGCUUCUGCAUGGAGUAUGGAGACCAGCAGUGACAAUCUCAUUCCGUGGGUACCGUGGUUCUGCACCAGAUGACACUAAAGGGGACUUGAUUGAGAUCCCAUUACCACCGUGGGAGGCCAAACACAAUGAACCCCUAGAUAUUAAGAGGCGACGGCUGCUCUACGAGAGUCGCAAGAGAGGAAUGCUUGAGAAUUGUAUUUUGCUUAGCCUUUUUGCAAAGAGAUACCUCAACACAAUGAAUGAGACACAGCUGCAACAGUACGACAGAAUUAUAAAUGAACCAAGCAAUGACUGGGACAUCUACUACUGGGCCACAGAAGCGGUACCAACCCCAGAAGUAUACCAAGGUGAGGUUAUGGAUUUGCUGAAGGAGUUCACCAAAAACCGUGAUCAUGAACAGAGGCUGGAUGCGCCCAAUUUGGAGUAUCUGGAAAAGGAAAUCCAGUAAAUUUUAUAGACCUUAAGGACUGAACAAUGACCAAUACAUUGUCAGGACAUUGUCUCCUACACUGCAUUCAGUAUACAUACAUUGUAAAAAAGUUAUUAAAAAUAUAAAGUUUUUUCCUGUUCAAUGAAAAUGUUUUUUCCCUGUAUUAUUUAAUAAAUGUACAUAGAUGGUCUCAGUA
Messenger RNA from Boleophthalmus pectinirostris (great blue-spotted mudskipper), 798 nucleotides. RefSeq names its product succinate dehydrogenase complex assembly factor 2 (gene sdhaf2). NCBI's taxonomy places the organism in Eukaryota, Metazoa, Chordata, Actinopteri, Gobiiformes, Gobiidae. Gene Ontology annotation, biological process: tricarboxylic acid cycle; mitochondrial respiratory chain complex II assembly; protein-FAD linkage. Bases 135 to 620 code for a protein of 161 amino acids. The transcript has 4 exons. The record is from RefSeq and is a predicted model, not a curated record. Gene Ontology annotation, cellular component: mitochondrion.